Ogataea philodendri is the source of this 1035-nucleotide messenger RNA. RefSeq lists its product as uncharacterized. The record is from RefSeq and is a predicted model, not a curated record. The coding region runs from base 1 to 1035 and encodes 344 amino acids. NCBI's taxonomy places the organism in Eukaryota, Fungi, Ascomycota, Pichiomycetes, Pichiales, Pichiaceae. The transcript has a single exon.
AUGAAGUGGUGGACUUUGACCUUAUUAGCGUCAGCCCUGGCCAACUCGGCAAUCGACACAGUCGACAUGAAGAUCCAGAAUCGCGUCUUUGACAUCAUCGAGCAGUACAAUGAUCUCGAGGGUGCUGACGUCCAGUUUGAAGAGUGGAUUUCGCCCGAAAACGAGGUGUACAUCGUUCCAAAAAUCAGCACUGGCUUGGAGACAACCUAUGGAUACGGGUACCAGUACUUUGACAACUCCGACGACCAGGUCAACACUUUCUCAGAGGAGUCCAGUCCUGAAACCUCCUUGAUCAAGGAGCAGGAUAUUUCUGCCUUGGGAUUCCCUAAUUUGUGGCACAAAAUUGCAGAUCUUCUUCAUGAUGACUGUGAGGAAGAGCCAGUGGAGGAAGAGCCAGAUAUUGACAGUCAAUUCCCUUAUGGGGCCAGAAAGUUCCUGCUGAUCGGGGUCAAGAAGAAGUCAGUUGAGCUGGGCUCAGACGACCAAGCUAUGGCAGAAGACGCAGAUCUGGAGCUGCUCCAAGAAGAUGCGGAGGUUGAGCAGUACGUUGCAGAACACGAAGAAGUUUCUGCAGACUGGCUUCCAUGGAAAAAGAAGAAGGAGGACGAUUGUGGAGAGGAGGAAGAAGAGACCAAGAAACCUUUUGGAGCAGACAAGUUCCUAUUUAUCGGAAUUGGAUCUGUUGACAACUCGACUGCCCCUGUCAGACCUGCCUCCGACGCAGACCUGUCUCCACUGGCUCCGCUUUCGUACGCUUCAACAGCCAAGGCUGUUGCCAUGAACGAGGCUGCCGAUCAACUACCGGCCAGUGAGUCAACAACUCUGCAAACGAGCUUCCAAAACACAGCCACUCACACAGCAAACAGCUCUUUUUCCGAGGCCGAGAACGUUUACAUCAGCGUGGACGAGCUAUUCCACCAGUUCCAAAACAAGAGCAACAUCCAGAUUAGUAACGAGGCCACACGUGCCGCAGGCCACACCUUGUCGCUUCUGGGAGCACUGGUUCUUAUUGGUUCUUCUGUUUUAUUGUUUUAG